ACGACGCCGCGGAGGAGAAAGACAACCCAGCGAACAAAACACACAAUGGCGACGGCGGCGACAACAGCAGGCGGAACGGGCUCAGGCGGUCCGGCCAGCGGUCCGGUCGGCGGCGGAACCGCAGUGGGACGAAAAAAGGACGGCGGCCCAUCUACAAAAUUCUGGGAAAGUUCGGAGACGAUAUCCCAGCUAGAGACGGUGCGGCUGUGGAUCGGAAAGCACUACAAGAAGUAUGUCCAGAACGACUCCCCCUCCAGUAAAUCCUUGGCUGGCCUGGUUGUUCAGCUGCUACAGUUCCAGGAGGACGCUUUCGGGCGCAGGGUCAACAAUCCUGCUCUUACCAAGCUACCCGCCAAGUGUUUCCUGGAUUUCAAGGCUGGAGGUGCUCUCUGUCACAUCCUGGGGUCGGUCUACAAGUUUAAGAGCGAGCAGGGCUGGCGUCGAUUUGACCUGCAGAAUCCUUCCCGAAUGGACAGGAAUGUGGAAAUGUUCUUAAAUGUAGAGAAGAACCUGGUCCAGAAUAACUGCUUGACUCGACCCACCGUCUUCCUGUCGUCGGACAUCGAGCAGAAACAGGCCAGUAAGCUCAAAGACAUCAUCAAAAGGCACCAGGGCUCCAUGACUGAUGAUAAGUCAAAGGCCACCCACCACAUUUACCCCUCACCAUCCCAACAAGAAGAAGAGGAGUGGCUUCGUCCUGUCAUGAGGAAAGACAAGCAGGUGCUGGUGCACUGGGGUCUCUACCCAGACAGCUAUGAUACCUGGGUGUCAGCCAGUGAGGUGGAUGGUGAUGUGGAGGAUCCUCCCAGCACUGACAGGCCCUGGAAGGUCCACGCCAAGUGGGUUUUAGACACGGAUGCCUUCAAUGAGUGGAUGAACGAAGAAGACUACGAGGUAGACGAGAACAAGAAGCCAGUCAGCUUCCGCCAGAGGAUCUUCCCCAAGGAGGAGGAGUCUUCCCGUACACCCGAUCGCAAGGAGCGCAAGGCCAACUCUGCCGGCAAGAAGAGGAGGCGCUCGCCCUCGCCGCCCAGCACCCCUGCCGAGUCCCGCAAGAAGGGAGGAAAGAAGGGGAAUCCCGGGCCUCACUGGAAGCGAAGGGGCCACAGAGGCGAGGAGGAGGACACAGAGGAGGACAUGACCAAGGACAUGGACGACUCAUCAGCUGGUGCCAGCAUGGAAGAGGGCAGCAUGUCCAAGAAUGCAAGUUCAAAGAAAGACAGUGAAAAUACUCCAGUGAAAGGAGGGAAUGUGGCCGACUUAGAUGACAUGGAGGAUGACUCUGUGCUGUCUGGUGGAAAGGAUGACGAGGAGCAGGGCAAAGCGGAAAUCAACCGGCUGAUAGAUGCUGGCGAGGACAACGUGACCGAACAGACUCACCACAUCAUCAUCCCCAGCUACGCUGCUUGGUUCGACUACAACUGCAUCCAUGAGAUUGAGAGAAGAGCUUUGCCUGAAUUCUUCAAUGGAAAGAACAAAUCCAAAACUCCAGAAAUUUACCUGGCUUACCGUAACUUCAUGAUCGACACGUAUCGGCUAAACCCUCAGGAGUACCUUACCUCCACCUCCUGCCGCAGAAACCUGACCGGGGAUGUCUGUGCCAUCAUGAGGGUUCAUGCGUUCUUGGAGCAGUGGGGUUUGGUGAACUACCAGGUUGACGCUGAGAGUCGCCCGUUGCCUAUGGGACCUCCACCUACACCCCACUUCACUGUGCUGGCUGACACACCCUCUGGCCUCAUGCCCUUGAACCACCGACCCCCACCGAUUCCCCCUCCACAGCCAAUGCCCAACUUUGGAGACAAAGGCAAAGACAAGCCCAUCGACUUGCAGAACUUCGGCCUUCGCACCGACCUCUACAAGAAAGGCCCCAAGGGUAAAGUAGUCAGCUCCACCAGGGAAUGGACCGAGCAGGAGACUCUACUGCUGCUAGAGGCCCUGGAGAUGUACAAAGACGACUGGAACAAAGUGUCAGAGCAUGUCGGUUCACGUACCCAGGAUGAGUGUAUCCUCCACUUCCUGCGGCUGCCCAUCGAGGAUCCGUACCUGGAGAGCACUGAGACCUCUCUCGGCCCUCUGGCCUACCAACCCAUACCCUUCAGCCAGUCUGGAAACCCAGUCAUGAGCACAGUAGCCUUCCUCGCCUCUGUGGUCGACCCCCGAGUGGCGUCUGCCGCUGCCAAGGCAGCCCUAGAGGAGUUUUCCCGUGUGCGUGAGGAGGUGCCAGCUGAGCUGGUGGAGGCUCAUGUGAAGAAGGUGCAGGAGGCGGCCAGGAGCACAGGAAAGGUGGACCCCGCCUUUGGCUUGGAGAGCAGCGGCAUCGCUGGCACUGCCCCCGAGGAGCCAGAAAGGACUGAAACCACAGAGCCAGAAAAGAUGGACACUGACACAGACUCCCAACAAGCUGAUAAGGCGGAGUUGAAAGACGAGGCAGAGAAGCCCAGUGAGUCUGCAGAAAAGAGCGACAAGACAGAGAUCACAGACAAGGUGAAGAAGGAGGGAACGGAGGCUUCGGAGCGCGAGGAGGAGACAGGGGAAGGAGGAGAGGCAAAGACGGCUCCAGCAGACAAGGAUAAGGAGGAGGCCAUGGAGACAUCGUCCUCAGAGCAGGAGAAGGAUAAGGAGGAGAAGGCGUCUUCAGAGGAGGGAGAGGACAAGAGGAAGAAACUGGAGCAUGACAUUGGAGAGGGAAAUAUCGCCACUGCCGCUGCUGCUGCUCUGGCAUCUGCUGCCACCAAAGCCAAGCACUUGGCAGCAGUGGAGGAGAGGAAGAUCAAGUCCCUGGUUGCUCUGCUGGUGGAGACGCAGAUGAAGAAGCUGGAGAUCAAAUUGAGGCACUUCGAGGAGCUCGAGACCAUCAUGGACCGAGAGAAAGAGGCUCUGGAGCUUCAGCGGCAGCAGCUGCUCACCGAGCGUCAGGCGUUCCACAUGGAGCAGCUCAAAUAUGCUGAGAUGAAGGCAAGACAGCAGAUGGAGCAGCAAGCUGCUGCUGCCGCCGCCGCCGCCGCUGCUGCAGCCGCCCAGGCCCAAGGACAGGGACAGGCCCCUGGAUCUGGACCACACCCAGGGCCCCCUCAACCGGGCAUGCACCCCGGAGGACCCCCACCACACCAUGGAGGACCACCCCCGCACCACGGAGCGCCACCACCCCACCACGGAGGACCACCGCCCGGCGCUGCCAUGCACCCUGGCUACCCCCCAAUGGGUCACCACCCCAUGGCCCCUCACCACCCAGGACAGACAGGACCGAUGGGACCGGGUCAACCGAUGCCCGGACGUAUGAUGCCCGGCCCGCCCUCUGCUGGCCCCCCUCCUGGUGGCAUGCCUCCCAUGAUGCCCCCACGCCACCCCGGAGCUCCUAACGGCAUGUACCCUGGCCCAGCACCUGCACAGCCUGAAGCGAUGCCUCCAGCUCCCGUGGGUCCUGCAGCGCCCCCGAGUGGACGAGUGGCUGACAACUAAGACCUACACACACACACACACACACACACACACACACACACACACACACACAAACAAAAGCACAUACACAAAACUAUCUCUGAACCUCAGUCCCUUUUUGAUGGCCUUUGCUACUGGCUCAAUAUUUUUUCCUCAACAACUACCAUAAACUUCAUCACAGGACACACACACACACACUCAGGGUUCAGUGGCAAGGGUAACCCAAUUUUUCACACAUGAACACACAUCCAGAUUUCCUCUCAGGGCACAGCGGCAAAGGUGGUCUAGUAAUAAACACUGUUUUCUGCUCUGUUGGGCCAGGUGGAGGCUGGAGAGAAUGACUCUGUGUACAGAAAACAAGACAAGGAGACAGAAAAGAUAAAAGCCUCAGUCUGUCUCGACUUUUUUCUCUUUCCAAUGCUGUUUUAAAUAACACUGUAACCCCCUCCUCCCGUCUCUCUUUAACACACGCAUACACACACCUCUUCUUGUCUGAUGCCUCUUUUUCAAGGCCACUUACAAGGGGGAGCUAGUGAGACCAGACGGCCGGUCAGACAUGCAGGGUUGUGUGUGUGUGUGUGUGUGUGUGUGUGUGUGUGUGUUUGUUUGUGCAUGCUCUAAGCAACCUGAGCUGUAACACACAAACACUGAUGACUCCGACAAUAAUAUGAAUAAAACACAGACACACACGCAGAGGGGAACCCAGCCUGCCCUCACUCUCGUCUCGUCGAGUAUCUACCUCUCGCUCCUCUUGAAACGAUACACUGUAGAUCUUUGUGUGUGUGUGUCUGUUAGUGUGUGUGUGUGUUCAAGACCGAGUGUUUGAUGGCGGUUCACGCGUCUGCCUCCUCUGACCACAGUGUGUACCUCAUGUAAGUUGUUCAUGAUUAAGUUGAGCUAUAAAGCUAAAAAUAUGACAGUUAAUUAUCAAGAAUGUGUGUAUUGGAAAAACAAAGCAGAUUGACGGACAAAAAAAUAAACCCUAAAAGGCUGCAGUGAGGUGGUCGUGUAAUCUGAUUCAUCUCCGGUCCUUGACCCAAACAAAGAUGGCAUCUGUAAAUACUGCAACUUACUCAACUGGUUGCCAUGUUUGAGUCAAGGAUUGGGACACACCCUCCGAAAGGGCAGCAGAUUUGUCUCAACAGGGUAGAAGAGUCUGAAGAUGAUUUUCUAAAGUGCAUCUGAUUUUUUUGACAGAAACUUUUUUGUAUCAAUGAAGUCAAAGAAUACGACUGGCUUUAUUAUAUUUUUUUCUUAUUGUCAACAAACCCCAGGAAAAGACCAAAACCAGCAACGUGUUAGCCCAUCGUGUGUGUGGCUCCAAGAAAAAAAAUGUCAGGCGGGACUUGAUUCAUGGUUGGUUUGAGCCUUUAACUGGGUUUGUUGUCGAUAAGGAAAAUACAAGUGUUUUCUUUAAAGCGUUAAUGCAGAAGUCUCAGCUCCGAUGACAUGAGAGGUGACCCACGGUUAAAGCAUCAGAGGAAGGACAGACAGAUGAACACACCAUCAUCCACAGCUUCUGUCGCACCAACCACAGCACUGUAACACACACAGAAAUGUAAGCUAAGCUGAGGCUCACACUGGAGGCUGCGUGCACACACCAACUUGGCCAGACCCUGCCACGAAAGCACUGGACAACCACAUACAUACAUACACACACACACACAUACACACACACACACACGUACAUACAUAUAAUCUCCUGCUGACCUUCACACAGCCUUUACAGAGAGGGAGACGCUGUGAUGCGGCUCAACUGAAACAUCAGAACAUGAGCAACGCUCUUUCUUACCGCGGUGGGCUUGUAGAUGUUUUUAGGUGCUGAUACUGUAGCGAAUAAACCCCUCCCCCUCGCACCUCUGCUCAGAAUUUCCUAACGCCUAGUGCUGCCUACCUCGCUAACCCCACCUCACACGCACACACCUCUGACGUUUUUGCUUUUUCUCCACUAGCCACGGUAAAACUUAGCAAUAUCCUCAAUUCUGUGUAUCAGCCUAUUUGUGGUCUAUACGCUGAAAAAUACUGGGCUACGAGCAAGAAGCAAUCUGGAUUUCACAGUUCAGUUCUGAAACCCUGUGUCCUGUGAUGUUGCAGUAAAAAUAAAAAGGUACAUAAGCAAGGGGAACAACCACUGAAUGUUUAUUUACUUUGGUGAAAUCAGUAAUCGAUUUGAAAGGUAUUCUCUAACUAUUUUAGUAAUCAGCUGUUCAUCGAGAUUAUGGAGCUCGACAGUCCAUUCUUCACCCCUGGAAAAGCAGUUAAGGUUUAAUAAUCUCGCUGCUUGACCCAUUUAGUAGCUGUUCUGGAGCUUUUGAUCGUGUGACACAGUCUUUCUCAGCAGAUGCAGUUUCCCAGUUGUCCUCAAUUUGAGCUGGUUCUUCUCAUACAAAAACAAAAUAGCAUCACACGUUCGCCGCCUCGUACCUUUCCAUAGUCGACACACAGGUUAAUAAUAAGCGUGAAUACGGUUGUUUUUAAAGUGAAGUCUUAACCCCAAACACUCCUGCCCCCACCUUCGCUAGCACUGUUAGUAUCUCUGCUACCUCUUCCUCGUUCAUCCGCUAGCUACCUCUUCUAGAAAUCUUCCUCUCGCUAUCUGCUACCUCUCUGCGCACCCCUUCGCUACCUCUCGUCCCUUUCUUUUAAUUUCCUCUUUUAUCUUUUCUUUUUCCUGCCCACAUGACUGCUGCAUCACUGACUGUUGCCCCCUUCUCCCAGUCUGUGGAAGAAGAAAAUACACCAACACACGUACAGUCUCUGACUCUCACUCUGAUUCACCGCGCCCUCCUUCACCCAUUCAGCAUCUUACCAGGCUUGUUAUGUAAUAUCACUUACAUAUGACGGGAAUCCCCUUACAUAUAUGAUCUUUAAUCAAUACUUUUUUGUGUUAAUGGUAAUGUAUUUUUAAGGAGAAGUUUUGUGUAGAUGGAAGUUAUCUAUGUCCUUUGGAAGUUUGUAGCAUUUGUUUUCCUUUUUUUUUUUUAUUUUGUAUGGGGUCUGUUGGUACUUGGACCUAGACACUGUCGAAUAAACUGUGUUUUGUAUGA
Toxotes jaculatrix (banded archerfish) is the source of this 6485-nucleotide messenger RNA. It is a transcript of the gene smarcc1a, whose product is annotated as SWI/SNF related, matrix associated, actin dependent regulator of chromatin, subfamily c, member 1a. Gene Ontology annotation, biological process: positive regulation of DNA-templated transcription. The transcript is spliced from 28 exons. The coding region runs from base 46 to 3459 and encodes 1137 amino acids. Gene Ontology annotation, molecular function: nucleosomal DNA binding; histone binding. The record is from RefSeq and is a predicted model, not a curated record. Lineage: Eukaryota; Metazoa; Chordata; Actinopteri; Toxotidae. Gene Ontology annotation, cellular component: nBAF complex; SWI/SNF complex; npBAF complex.